GAGUUUACUUUGCCUUCGUGGGAGUGUUGUACUACAUUACGCAAACGACUGAAAGCCAAGUUGAAAGCUAAGUUAAGGAUUUCAACUCGGCUGCAGUUGACAACAUUCGAGGAUAUCCGUGCGGAUUCCGAACUUUUUUUCCCCCCUUGGUUGCGGCGUACUUUACUUUUCUUGUAUGAAGCGACUCUUUAGUGUGACUCGACUGGCCAGAAAAGAAUCCAUAUCUGGUCAAAGUAUUCAACUGUCACAAAGCGGGACCCGUUCGCUAUAAAUAGCCGGGAUAAGCAGUGGAGGAGACUUCCCUUUGAAAACGUCGCUGGGCACUUAGCUGCCUUUUUUUGUGUGGGGGGGGAUUCGUUGGGAUUCUAUCGUGCCGCCAUGUCCACCUCCUAUAAGAAGGAAGUAGUGAACUACAGGGACGUGGACGAGGAUGAACUACUGAAGAAACUCUCAGAGGAAGAGCUACAGAGGCUGGAGGAUGAGCUGGAGGAGUUAGAUCCAGACAAUGCCCUGUUGCCGGCCGGGAUGAGGCAGAAGGAUCAGACCAAGAAGGCGCCGACCGGAACCUUCCAGAGAGAGAACCUGGUAGCCCACCUGGAGAAGCAGGCCAAGGAACACCCUGACAAGGAGGACCUGGUUCCGUUCACUGGAGAGAAGAGAGGUAAAGUCUUUAUACCUAAGAAGAUGGUGGACCCCAUCAUGGAGAAUGUGACUCUGGAGCCAGAGCUGGAGGAAGCACUGGCCAACGCCAGCGACGCUGAGAUCUGCGACAUUGCCGCCAUUCUGGGAAUGCACACUCUGAUGAGUAACCAGCAGUACUACGAGGCUUUGGCCAGCAGCAAUAUAGUCAACAAACAAGGCCUUAACAGUGUUAUCCAGUGUACUCAGUAUAAGCCUGUGCCUGAUGAGCAGCCCAACUCUACUGACGUGGAGGAGACGCUGUUGAGGAUGCAGAGGAACGACCCUGACCUGCUGGAGGUCAACCUCAACAACAUCAAGAACAUUCCAGUGAAGACACUGAAGGCUUAUGCAGACGCCCUGAUAGAGAACACUGUAGUGGAACGCUUCAGCAUCGUGGGAACCAGGAGUAAUGAUCCCGUAGCCUUUGCCCUGGCAGAGAUGCUGAAGGUGAACACCACACUGAAGAGUCUAAACAUAGAAUCCAACUUCAUCACGGGGACGGGUAUCCUGGCUCUCAUUGCCUCACUGCAGUCCAACACAACCCUGCAGGAACUCAAGAUCGACAACCAGAGCCAGCCGCUAGGUAACAAGGUGGAGAUGGAGAUAGCCAGCAUGCUGGAGAAGAACACCACGUUGUUGAAGUUUGGCUACCACUUUACCCAGCAGGGCCCCAGGCUGAGGGGCUCCAUCGCCAUGAUGAACAACAACGACCUGGCUCGGGUAAUCCGAUCUGAUCAUCACUCGGACGGUUCCUUUACCCUCACUCUGUCCGUGCCGGAACUGGAGAGGGCAUUUGGUAAAAAGUUCAAGCCGAAACUCGCCAAGACCAAGAAAGUAAAGACAGCAGUUGUAUCGUCUUCCUCGUCCUACCUCUUCAACCCGCCGCUUCUUUUCCUUGAGUUCUACCCACAACUCCCUGCGUAGUGCCUUCCAUUCCUCCUCGUCAUCUCUUCUCUUCCCGACAGUGGCAGAUCUGGCAAUCUUUCUUCAGUAGUUCUUGAGUUCUUAAGUGGGUCUUUACUGAAGGGGACUGCUUGCUUAAGGGCUUUUUACAGUUAAAGCUUCUAUUUUCUUCUUAACUGUCUCUUUCAAACGUUUGGAACAGGGUUUUUUUCUGCUUUCUUUACAUGUUCCCAAAUCUUUCAAACUAUUCCUUCAUUGCCAUUCCUUUGAGUCAAGUAUUUGUUGUGUUUGAAUAAAACCUGAUUUUACCGAAGGUGCUGAUAUGUUUUAAUAGUUGGUCUAAUUUCAAUUUCUUCUUCUCUGACCAUAGUAAGAAAGAGAAGGCUUGAAGGAGGUCCCAUCUUCCCCAAGUGUCGGACAAGCGUGUAGCGCCGUGCCCGGCGGCAGCACUGCCCGGCCCUGCCCAGCCCCAUAUUCAGCCAGACGCCCUCCAACAGAUAUCCCAUCAACCCCUGCUUCCCAACCCUAACCUCGACACCUCCGCAAUGACAGAAAUCGUUCCAAAUCGAAUGUCAGGGGCUUUGGCAAAUCUUGUUCCUACUGUGGCAUAGAGUUGAUCUACUAUUGUAAAUUAGUUUUUUUUCCUUCACAGUUUUCUACUGAUAUCGGUUUAGAUAUCUUCAGUAAUAAUAAUAUCUGGUAAUUGUGACAGAGAAGCAGCCCACCUAUACAGAAAAUAUUUAUUUUGUUGUUAGUUUGUUUACUGGAGAUGAACUUGUUGUGGUUGAAGAUAAUGUAUAUUGUACCACAUGCCAUGGGCAGCAGAUAGCCUAACGGUUAAGAGUGAAAGGUCGCUGGUUCAAAUCCCCGAGCCGACUAGGUGGAUGACGGAUGUGCCCUUGAGCAAGGCACUUAACCCUAAUUGCUCCUGUAAGUCGCUCUGGAUAAGAGCGUCUGCUAAAUGACUAAAAUGUAAAUGACUUAACUUGGUUAUGAUGUUAAUACCACAUUACGUUUUUCAGCAUUUUGCAACCACGUAACGUAAUGUUUUUCAGUGUGAGGUUCAUAUAAGAUAAGUUGUUAGCCUGCAGUUCAUGCUGUCUGUAAGCAAAGGCACAUAACGGUACAUGGGAGCUAUGUUCAGAGGAAUUGUUGCAGAUUAAAAACAUGUUGAGGUGUAAAUUGUUUGUUUGUCCAAGUUUACCCCAUGGAGACAGCCACUAAAAGCUGGUCCUAGAUCAGUUUGUCCGUUAUGGUGUAAAUACUGUAGUAUUACUGAUCUCUAGUCAGUUUAAAUCUUCUCAGUCAAACCUUACACAGAGAGAGGUUGCUACUAAGCGUUGGUUCUAGAUCAGUUUCGUGACCAAGUCGAUAUCUACUUAGACUGACCAGAUGAAAGCUAUGAUCCUUUGUUGACAACACUUGUUAAAUCCACUUCAAAUCAGUGUAGAUGAAGGGGAGGAGACAGGUUAAAGAAGGAUUUUGAAGCCUUGAGACAAUUGAGACAUGGAUUGUGUGUGUGUGUGUGUGUGUGCCAUUGAGGGUGAAUGGGCAAGACAAAUGAUGUAAGGGAGUUGCAGCAUUCCCCCCUCCCCCUUUUUCAGUUACACUGGUAGAAAUGCUGUCAGUUGAAUGUGUCUGCAACCCAAAAGUGUGCAAACUAUGAAUUCACUGUAAUCACUCUGUAGCCUAUCAAAGCUCAAGAAAAAGCAUGAAGACAAACGACUUGUCCUGUCUGUUGUAAGAUCCUAUGAGAUUGUUCCUUAAUGAACACUCCUUCAGGUAUUGUUGCUAUGUGGCCAGGUAUCAGAGUUGUCAUGCACCAUUUGUUUUUGAGGGGCGCACUGAUGACUAAAUUCAAUAUCCUAUCAUUAAAUCCGUGUAAAAUAAACUAUAUAUAUAUAUAUUCUAUUGGAUGAAGGAUGGAUGAGGGGGAUACGUGCCCCCUCAGAUUCAAAGGGCAUGAUGCUACUGAUUAGGUAUAUUACUGUAUGGUCAAAAGGGACAACUAUAGUGUGUACAACAAACCAUCCCAAUAUUAAAUACUGCUGAAUAUGACUGUGUUUUCCCUGCCCUAGCCUGGCUGUUGUUAUUUCUCUACAGUAUUUGCAGUAUUCUACAGUAUUGAGUGUUUUUGUUAUAUAGUUCACAUUAUUGUGUUUUGUUGUUGUUCAUGGAUAAAUCAGGUUUGAAAGUAUUUUGUACUGUGUUUAUUUGUACUGUUUUUACGCUUCUAGGCCUAUGCACCAAACCACGUAUGACACGCCCUCUUGGGGAAAGUUGAGAGAACUACAUAAUUCCCGCCAGCCAGACCCCCAAUGAGACAUGAUGGGACCAACCGCUGCUGCCAAAGUAAGAAGCUUUGGUCCGUUGGGAUUGGUGGCCGACUGGAUAUUUCCUGCUAAGAAUACCCAAAUAUUGCUCACUUUUUAAGUUGCGUCCAAUGUUAAUUUUUAUUCUACAAUAACCUACCCUUCUCAAAAUAAUGUGUUUAAUUUCUCUAAAGAACAAGACAUACCCCCCACAGCAUUGGAAAAAAACAACCUGUGUGUCUGUGAACCAGUUUUAUUAAUUCUCAAGCAGAACAUACAUGAUGGCCCUUUAUUGCUGAUAGCAUUCCAAUCUGAUUACCAACAUAACAUUCUUACAACCAAGUACAACAGAAUUAUCAAGCAUUGGUACCCUCUUCGUUCUUAAACUGUUCUUAGCAAAUUAUGACUUUGACCAACCUUCUGGCAGUUCAGUGGGAAAACAACAGAUUUCCCUUUUUAUUCAGGUGAUGGAAAAGCUAGCCCUCCAGUCAACACAGAUUUUGUAAUAGCUUUAGAAAUCAUGAUUAAA
This is a messenger RNA of Salvelinus namaycush (lake trout), 4425 nucleotides long. It is a transcript of the gene tmod1, whose product is annotated as tropomodulin 1. Gene Ontology annotation, cellular component: myofibril; striated muscle thin filament. The coding region runs from base 379 to 1605 and encodes 408 amino acids. Gene Ontology annotation, molecular function: tropomyosin binding. The transcript has 10 exons. Lineage: Eukaryota; Metazoa; Chordata; Actinopteri; Salmoniformes; Salmonidae. Gene Ontology annotation, biological process: myofibril assembly; pointed-end actin filament capping; muscle contraction. The record is from RefSeq and is a predicted model, not a curated record.